This is a messenger RNA of Staurois parvus, 426 nucleotides long. Lineage: Eukaryota; Metazoa; Chordata; Amphibia; Anura; Ranidae. The record is from the annotation of a GenBank genome assembly.
AUGCAGACUGCUUCUACAAACAUUUGUGAAAGAAUGGGUUGCUUUCAGAAGCUCAGUGCAUUCAAGCGUCGUGCUGUGAUAAGUUGCCACCUGUGCAAUAAGUCCAUCUGUGAAAUUUCCUUGCUACUAAAUAUUCCACUGUCAACUGUUAGUGGUAUUAUAACAAAGUGGAAACAACUGGGAACAACAGCAACUGAUAGGCCACAUAAAAUGACAGAGCGGGGUCAGUGCAUGCUGAAGCACACAGUGCUCAGAAGUCGCCAACUGUCUGCAGAGCCAAUAGCUUAAGACCUACAAACUUCAUGUACUCUUCAAAUUAGUACAACAACAGUGCAUAUAGAGCUUCAUGGAAUGCAUUUCCAUGGCCGAGCAGCUGCAUCCAAGCCUUACAUCACCAAGUGCAAUGCAAAACACUGGAUGCAGUUG